UUUACUCUCUUAUCUCCCAUUCAUAAUUGGGGAAUAGCAGAAAGCAAAAUCAAAAGGCAAAAGAGGAAAGGGAAAAGUAACGAUGCGAUCCAACAUGAUCAUUUACGUUAGAGUCUGGCUGUGGCAUGCUUUUAUUCUACUGCUGCUUACUUCCAACUUUGCUCUUGCACAGUCGAUCAUCAAGAACUUACCAGCCUUCCAGGGUGUCCUCCCUUUCAAGCUUAAAACUGGGUAUGUGGGCGUGGGAGAUUCAGAAGAGGUGCAACUGUUCUACUACUUUGUUGAGUCAGAAAGGAGUCCAGAAAAUGAUCCUCUGCUGAUUUGGUUGACAGGAGGUCCUCGAUGCUCUUCGUUUUAUGGCCUCAUCUACGAAAUUGGUCCAUUAUCUUUCAAACUUACAAAUUUGACUACAGAUCCCUUAACACUUGUUCUGAAUCCAAACUCGUGGAACAAGGUAGCAAACAUCAUAUUCUUAGAUGCUCCUGCUGGUACUGGUUACUCCUACUCCACCACUUCCCACGGGUUAAUCUCUAGUGACACCUUACAUUCAACCCGUAUUUGUGAGUUUCUCCAGAAGUGGCUUACGACUCAUCAAAAGUUCCUUGCAAAUCCACUCUAUGUUGCUGGUGACUCUUACUCUGGCAAAAUCGUUCCCAUCAUUGCCCAGAAGAUAGCUGAUGGUAUUGAAGCUGGAAUCAAGCCACAUUUGAAUCUCAAAGGAUACAUAGUUGGCAAUCCAGUUUCAAAUGGACAACAGGACGUUAAUUCCAGAAUUGUAUACGCUCAUCAGCUGGGACUUAUAUCAGAUAGAAUAUAUCAGUCAGCUAACAGGAAUUGCAAGGGCGAAUUUGUAGAUUUUGAUCCAAACAAUCAACUGUGCCUGAACAGCCUUCAAGCAAUCGAUGAGUGCAUUGGGAGAAUUGAUAAAGAACAUAUCUUGGCACCAUUUUGCCUUGCAUCAGUUAACCAUAACCAAAAUUCCAUACUGGAAAUGAACUGGGAGUCUAAUGAUGACAGUUUCUUGGACUUUUCAUUUCCUAUGGUACAAAUGUGUAGGGAAGAUAAGAUUCGGUAUUCCGUUCUAUGGCAAAAUGAUAUAAAUGUUCGCAAAGCUCUUAGUAUUCGGGAGGGAACAAAAGCGCAAUGGACUAAAUGCAAUAAAACCACUCCCUAUACAUUUGACAUCGCAAGUAAUAUUGAGUAUCAUCGCAAUCUCAGCCGAAAAAACCUUCGUGCUAUAAUCUACAGCGGUGAUCAUGACAUGAGUGUUCCAUAUAUAAGUACACUAGCAUGGAUAGAAUCCAUGAACUUUACAAUUGAAGAGGAUUGGAGACCAUGGUUCUCUAAUGAUCAAGUUGCAGGAUACACUCUUUACUAUUCGAAUAAUAAAGAGUAUAAUUUGACCUAUGCGACAAUAAAGGGAGGAGGACAUACAGCUCCAGAAUACAAUCCCAAGGAAUGUUUUGAUAUGAUCAGUAGGUGGCUAGCGCAUACGCCUUUGUAAUUUUUAUUCAGUAACUAUUUCUUUCUACACAGUGAUGAAAUUUUAUGUUCUUUCUUUUGAGUGAAAUACUAUACAUGUAUCUGCAGGAGUUUUUAGCUCCACAGUACUGCUAAUUGGUUUUAGAUUGUUACGAUAACUUCUUCAUGGCAUCAAAACAAUCAAUUCAUCCACUUCUCAAGCCA
Messenger RNA from Rosa rugosa (rugosa rose), 1686 nucleotides. Its product is annotated as serine carboxypeptidase-like 18. Gene Ontology annotation, biological process: proteolysis; secondary metabolic process. Lineage: Eukaryota; Viridiplantae; Streptophyta; Magnoliopsida; Rosales; Rosaceae. The transcript is spliced from 14 exons. Gene Ontology annotation, molecular function: serine-type carboxypeptidase activity; acyltransferase activity, transferring groups other than amino-acyl groups. The record is from RefSeq and is a predicted model, not a curated record. Bases 83 to 1504 code for a protein of 473 amino acids.